Molecule: messenger RNA, 1947 nt
Organism: Coccinella septempunctata (seven-spotted ladybird)
Lineage: Eukaryota; Metazoa; Arthropoda; Insecta; Coleoptera; Coccinellidae
Gene: Pdi
Product: protein disulfide-isomerase
Exons: 6
Coding region: 170-1666 (498 amino acids)
Biological process (GO): protein folding; response to endoplasmic reticulum stress
Cellular component (GO): endoplasmic reticulum
Molecular function (GO): protein disulfide isomerase activity
Source: RefSeq, a predicted model, not a curated record
UUUAAGCCACGUUGUGGGUUGUUGUGAAAAGCGGCACCAGGAUUCGAAGUCUUUCCAUCGGUGGUCUCGCCUGUUGACGUACGCUUUUUAUUUUCUAACAUUGCAGUGUACUUCGAUUCCUCUGAAAGUUUGAUCUUAUUAUCAGAACAGUUCAUAGUAAGAAGCAACAAUGAAGAUAUUUUUUAGUGCGAUUCUUUUUUCACUAGCAUCACUAUCAUACAUCUCCUGUGAAGAUAUUGCAUCUGAAGAAGGGGUUUUGGUGUUGAAGAAAACAAAUUUCGAGAAGGCUGUAACGGAAAAUGAGUUCAUCCUGGUUGAAUUUUAUGCACCAUGGUGUGGACAUUGCAAAGCUCUAGCGCCAGAAUACGUAAAGGCGGCCAAGGCCUUGGCCGAUAAGGAAUCUACCAUCAAACUCGCGAAAGUUGAUGCUACUGAAGAAUCCGAAUUAGCUGAAAAACAUGGCGUGCGAGGAUAUCCAACCCUCAAGUUCUUCAGGAAGGGAACACCAAUGGAUUACAAUGGUGGAAGACAGGCAGAAGACAUCGUCAAUUGGCUACUGAAGAAAACCGGACCUCCAGCCAAAGAACUCAAGACUGUAGAGGAAGCCAAGGAUCUGAUUGAAAACAACAAUGUUCUCAUUAUUGGUUUCUUCAAAGAUCAAUCUACCGCCAAGGCCAAGGCAUUCUUGGAAGUUGCCGCUUCUGUAGAUGACCAUCCAUUUGCCAUCACUUCCGAAGAUGCUCUGUAUGAAGAAUAUGGCGUCAAAUGCGGUAGCAUCCUGUUGUUCAAGAAGUUCGAUGAAGGAAAAGUUGAAUAUGAUGGAGAUGACACUGAAGCGCAAAUUAAGAAGUUCAUCGUCACAAAUUCCCUCCCUCUCGUUGUCGAGUUCAACCACGAAACUGCACAAAAGAUAUUCGGCGGAGAGAUCAAGAGUCAUCUCAUCUUGUUCCUCAACAAGGAGGAAGAACACUUCCAGAAAGUUAGCGAAGCAGCUCGUUCUGUAGCCAAACCUUUCCGUGACCAAGUUUUGUUUGUAACCAUCGAUGCCAACGAGGAAGAUCAUCAAAGGAUUCUGGAAUUCUUUGGAAUGAAGAAAGAAGAGGUACCUGCCGCUCGUAUCAUCAAAUUGGAAGAAGACAUGGCAAAAUACAAGCCCGAAUCCGAUGACCUGUCUGCUGAAUCCAUCAAGAAGUUCGUCGAGGAGUUCUUGGCUGGAAAAUUGAAGCAACACUUACUCAGUCAGGACAUCCCAGAAGACUGGGACAAGGAACCUGUCAAAACUUUAGUUGCUCACAAUUUCGACCAAGUAGCACUGGAUGCUGAAAAAGAUGUACUCGUUGAGUUCUAUGCUCCAUGGUGCGGCCACUGCAAACAAUUGGCACCAAUUUACGACAAAGUUGGUGAGCAUUUCAAGGAUAACAGCGACAUUGUGAUCGCCAAGAUGGACGCCACUGCCAACGAAUUAGAGCACACCAAAGUCAGUAGCUUCCCCACCUUGAAGCUAUACGCUAAGGGCUCCAACGAUGUCAUUGAGUACAACGGACCAAGAACCUUCGAAGGUCUAGUUAAGUUCGUUGAGUCCGGAGGAAAGGACGGUGCUAGCAUAGAAGAACCCGUUGAGGAAGUGACUGAAGACGAUGAUACGCCUAGGAAGGAUGAACUUUAAAUAUGUAGUGAUAAAAAUUUUUGUAAAAUUUAAUCAAAGAUAAGGUAUAGCUUUAUAACUUUACUCGAGAAGUUUAAAGGUUGUUUUUAUUGAAUGUGUUUUUUAGAGACUUUUUUUUUAUGUGUCGCUGUGUUUCUUCCAAAACAAACUUAGAUCGUAUAUUAACAUUCCUAUCGAUACUUAUUUAUUUUUUAAUAUCUUUGGAUGAAUGUACAGAAACGUGAAAUUCUGAAAAUUUUUAAUGGAUUGUAAGAUCUAAGUACAAAUAAAUAUUAAAGUUA